UUAACCAAUACGUAUAUAAGUCAUUGCACAACAUAUUGAAAUAUUUGUUUUUAAUAUUAACUUGAAUGUAUCCAUAGGGAAACUUUUCUGGCACAUAGCAUUAUAUGUAGAUAUACGUGUAUCGAGAAUUAUAUCUUCUUUGUUUGAAAACAAGAUUGAUAACGUAUCCCAAUGGCAGACAUAGGCGUUUUACCAGAUGAAAUCUUGGUGUUCAUCUUUCACUUCAUGCUCCAGUCAGAUAUUGUUUCUGUUAUAAGAAACGUUUGCAUUCGUUGGAAAAUGCUUUCCUUCUCGCCAACAUUAUGGAGGCGACUGUGUAUGGUUGAUCUAGGAGGAGAGAAUCAGAAAAUCAUGUGGUCAGACGAAAACAUACAAACGGUCAAGUCAUUUGUGAAAAGUCUGUAUAUAAGUCUAUUUUCCAAUCAAGGUGGCGAGUGUUUGAAUAAAUUAAUAAAACAUGAUUUCAUUGAGAUGAAGGAAUUAACUUUACGAGAUUCACAUUUCGGAAAUAGUAAAUUUAUAGAAAUUUUAGAAUUUCUGGCAAAUCGAAACAGAAAUCUGUCUUGCCUGACUGUGAAAUUUGGUGCAUGUGAACAUUUAGAAAAAUACUUUGAUAUCAUAUCAAAUAUCAAAUUACGUACACUAGAAAUUAACCAUGGUGGUUCUGCUUUAGGAUUGAGGCAAAAGUGCAAACAAUGUUCAGAAGAAAAAUGGAAAAAUUGCUUGGUCAAAUUGUGUUGUGCAAAAGGCAAAUAUUUGCGCAAUUUGUCUUUAGGUGUGAACCGUGUGAAUGACGAAACUGUGUCUUCUAUAUUACAUCAUUGUAGCAACUUAACAACAUUAGAACUCGAUAAAACAAUUACUUCCUACAGAUGUUUUAUGGAUAUCCAACAAAAUAUCAAUUUGAGGAAUAUAAGCCUGUUUAACAUUAAUAUCAAUGAUGAUACUUUAAUUGGCAUCGCUCAGUUUGCACCUUUUCUCAUCUCCUUCUCAGUAGAAGGUAAUUUAGGCUCUAUUUCAACAAAAGGAAUACAGAAAAUAUCAGAAAGCUGUAGAUACCUUGAAAAGUUAUCUUUCAAAAACGACCAUGAUCAUGCACCCAAACUUACAGAUUCGAAUCUAUUUACCAUAGCUUCAAAUUGUAAAUCUCUUAAAUACAUACAAUUUCAGUCUUUAAAACAUAUAACAGAUGCUGGUCUUCAAGCUGUUUUUGAAAAUUGUAGCAACUUACAAACUAUCAUAGUAAAUGAUUGUUUUAACAUUACAGACAAAUCACUUAUAAAUAUUGGAACAAACUGCAAACGACUGAAACGUCUCGAAUUCAGUGGACAUUUAACCGGAUAUAACAAAAUGACAAGCGCUGGAUUCCAGCAUAUACUUUGUAAUUUGAAAUAUCUUGAUGACUUAACGUUUGCGUCUUUGAAAAAUUUAAAACAUGUUCGAUUAUAUCCUGCUACAAUGUCUGCUUGCGAUGAACCAGCAAAUCUAUCAAACAAGAAUGCAAGAUCAUUGGCAGAUACUAAAGACCAUGGAAAUCAUAAGAUAUCUGACUUGGAGUUUAAUAUCUCUCAACACCAGGAGUCUAAUCACACUCGUAGAUUACAUGACCAUUGUCACCUUAAAAGGUUAAACCUGGCAAGAUGUGAUUCUUUAGAUGAUGAGUCCAUUUUACAAAUAUUGAACUACUGUCCGGAUCUUCAUCGCCUAGAUUUAUUCAACUGUGUUGGGUUAACUCUUAACAUAAAGGAUAACAUUUUUGAUCUUUGUGAAUUCAUUCCAGAGAUAAAAAUAGAUGGUAUAAUUUGUCAAAGAAAAUUAAUUACUUGAUUAUUAAAAUAUU
Messenger RNA from Mytilus trossulus (common blue mussel), 1840 nucleotides. RefSeq names its product F-box/LRR-repeat protein 2-like. Lineage: Eukaryota; Metazoa; Mollusca; Bivalvia; Mytilida; Mytilidae. The transcript is spliced from 2 exons. The record is from RefSeq and is a predicted model, not a curated record. Bases 172 to 1827 code for a protein of 551 amino acids. Gene Ontology annotation, cellular component: SCF ubiquitin ligase complex. Gene Ontology annotation, molecular function: protein binding. Gene Ontology annotation, biological process: SCF-dependent proteasomal ubiquitin-dependent protein catabolic process.